Messenger RNA from Cuscuta campestris, 1450 nucleotides. Lineage: Eukaryota; Viridiplantae; Streptophyta; Magnoliopsida; Solanales; Convolvulaceae. The record is from the annotation of a GenBank genome assembly.
ACGCGACAUAGACACCAAGUGUCUGUGUGAAAUGCAGACAUAUUUUAAUAAUUAAAUUUUCUAUUUGUAAAUAUUUUCCAAAAAAGUUUGUUUUAUUUUUUGUACAUGAUUUUCGAAAAUUUUGAAAAUAAUGACAAAAGAUUGGACCUCACUCCCCCAACAUACACUUAAAGAUUAAGAAAGAGGAGACUAGCUACUCUACUACUCCCUUGUACCAAAGAGAUCAGGUCAAAAUGUGCGAAAGUGGUACCAUUCCAAACCCCCAUCUACCCCUACCAACUCCGCCGGCGGCCGCCCAAGCGAAUGCGGGCGGAGUUGGUGGAGGCGGGAUCCGGCCAAAUUCCAUGGCCGAGCGGGCCCGGUUAGCAAAUAUCCAGAUUCCCGACGCGGCCUUGAAGUGCCCGAGAUGUGAGUCGACGAACACCAAGUUUUGCUACUUCAACAACUACAGCCUCUCCCAGCCGAGACAUUUUUGCAAGACGUGCAAGCGGUACUGGACCCGAGGGGGCGCUCUGAGGAGCGUCCCCGUGGGGGGUGGGUGCAGAAGGAACAACAAAAGGAGCAGUAAAGGCGGCGGCGGAGGAAGUAGUAAUAGUAGUUGCUCGAAGUCUACUACUACUACUACUUCCUCUGUCGGCAACGACCAACAGAGUAAUAUUUCUGCCGCUACCGCCGCCGUCGUCGCGCCUCAGAUUCAUCACCACCUACCCUUUGCUGCCGCCCAGCUCUCCGACCAUCACCGCUACCCCGGAAUCUCCCGCACUCCGGCGGAUGCGGGCGAGAACAUGAUGAUGACCCUCCACCUCGGAGGCGGCGGUGGCGGCGGCGGGGAGAAUUACAAUAAUCUACUAUCCGGAACUGGUCUCGGAGCCGCCGGAGGCAUCGCGCCACUCUUGUCGUCAGCUGGCGGCAUUCAGCAACCGCCACCGCAGUUCUCAUUCUUCGACCCUCUCUACAACUUCCACCCAGCGGGAUUCGAGUUGUCGCCGCCUUCCGGCUUCACGAGCGGCGCGGGCUUCGGGCCGCGGGUCCCGCCCUCGACGUUCGUCCAACCCGCUACUGCUGCGGUGCCCGUGAAGACGGAAGACGGCGACAACUGCUACCGCAACUACCACAACAACAUGAUGAUGGUGAACAACAACUCUAACAACAACAAUGUGGGAGUUGGAUUGAACUCCAUUGUUAUCAACACUACUGGAAAUAAUGAGCAGUGGUGUAAUUGGAGUGACAUUAAUUCUGCUAGUUUCAGUUCUUCUUCAACAAGCAACAAUCACUUGUAAACCACACAUAUAUUGAUGGUGAGCUAGUGGCAAUUUAUCCAUUAUAACUUUCGGCGUACAUUAAGAAUCAAACGAAUUUGGACAUAACGUACGUCCAUAUUCUUUUGAUUCUUAGUGUACGUAAAAAGUCUAGACAGUUAUUUAAGAGCGAAAAAACAUGUCUAAUAGUU